Messenger RNA from Phlebotomus papatasi, 1571 nucleotides. RefSeq names its product luciferin sulfotransferase-like. Gene Ontology annotation, molecular function: sulfotransferase activity. Lineage: Eukaryota; Metazoa; Arthropoda; Insecta; Diptera; Psychodidae. Gene Ontology annotation, cellular component: cytoplasm. The transcript has 4 exons. The record is from RefSeq and is a predicted model, not a curated record. Gene Ontology annotation, biological process: sulfation. Bases 230 to 1309 code for a protein of 359 amino acids.
UUCUCACUUUAGUCACUUGGAGUCUGUGUUGGAUGUUCAGACACAUUCUCAAAUCCAUGCUUAUCUCUGCUUUUUGGAACAGUCAAUAAAGUGAAAGUAAACAUAAGAUACACACAUUUGUUGGAUUGUUCAACUGUGAGAGUACUUGAAAAUAAUCUUCAGUUGCAUUUGAGCCUUGUGUUUAGUAGCCACGAUCAGUGCCUAGUUCUCGGUGACCAGUUUUCCCAAUAUGCCUGUGACCUACGAUGAUAUACCCGGUAACAGCAUCACCAGAAAGUUUACGGUUAGUCGUCCCCUUCAGUUGACGAAAAUUAACGAUACCGAUAUUCCGGAAGAUAUUCCUUUGGCAAAGAAAUGGCUGAUGAAGCCUUUCGUCUUGGGCCCACAAUUUGCCACUUUGUAUCCCGAGAUCAAAUCUUUUGAAUGCCGUUCAAGUGAUAUUUGGGUGGUAAGCUUCCCAAAAUGUGGCACUACUUGGACUCAGGAGAUGGUUUGGUUGCUGGAUAAUAACCUCGACUUUGAAACUGCUCGCAACACUGACUUAUUUGAGCGUUUCCCCUACUUUGAAGUCAUGUACCUACCGAAUGGUGAAAGGGGCGAGUCAAUAAGAAAGUUUAACAACAUGACGUCCAAGAGGUACAUCAAGAGUCAUCUCCCAGCGCAUAUUCUCCCAAGAUCACUUUGGCGUGCAAAAAGUAAAGUUAUUUACGUGGCCAGGAAUCCAAAAGAUGCAGCUGUGUCAUUCUUCCAUCAUUGGAGGAAUAUGGGACGCUACACCGGGAGUCUUGAUGAUUUUCUAGAUCUCUUUAUCAAUGACUACGCGAUGUACUGCCCUUUUCACAGUCACGUGCUGGACUUUUGGAAUACAAAAGAUGAGGAUAAUAUUUUGUUUAUAACUUUUGAGGAGAUGAAACGCGAUCUAGAUGCUGUCAUCAGAAAAACAUGCACCUUCCUGGGCAAGGAAUAUCCUACAGAAAAGAUUGAUGAACUCAAAGAUCAUCUUUCAUUCAAAUCAAUGAGAGAGAAUGAUAAAAUUAAAAUCGAACAUUUCACUGGUGUUUAUCAAGAUUGGCAGGAUCACACCUACAGAUUCGUGCGAAAAGGCGAAGUGGGUGGCUAUAAAUCAGAAAUGUCUGCAGAAUGGAUUGAAAAGUUCAACAAGUGGUCCAUGAAUGAACUCAGUGGAAGUGACUUUAAAUUCGAAGACACUAGACAUCAGAGGAAUUCCCCAUUUGGCAUCAUCUUGCAUCUUUUGCAAGAAGAAAAAUCUUGUGAUAGAACCGACGCAUCGUGUUCCGUGUCAGAUUGAUUGAAAAGCAACGUAGUGGAUUCUUUUAUUUUGCCAAAGCAUUUCUUCCGAUGUUUGACAAUAUCAACUGAAUAGAUGCAAUUAUUGUGAACGCUGUAAUUAAAUGCGCUGACCAAUUGUGCUGUGCAGACAUUCAUUAAAAUGCAAUUGUUGCCAUGUGGCACAAAAAUGCUGUUACAAUGGAAAGAAUGACCGAGAAUUGUAUUUAUGUUGCUGAAAAGUUGAUGUUGUGACUUUGGACAAAAAUAUACACUGAACAAUA